Stegastes partitus (bicolor damselfish) is the source of this 2834-nucleotide messenger RNA. RefSeq names its product sodium-dependent phosphate transport protein 2A-like. Gene Ontology annotation, cellular component: brush border; vesicle; apical plasma membrane. Gene Ontology annotation, molecular function: sodium:phosphate symporter activity. The transcript has 13 exons. Gene Ontology annotation, biological process: sodium-dependent phosphate transport; intracellular phosphate ion homeostasis. Bases 86 to 2116 code for a protein of 676 amino acids. Lineage: Eukaryota; Metazoa; Chordata; Actinopteri; Pomacentridae. The record is from RefSeq and is a predicted model, not a curated record.
UGAUUUACUCCUCAGUUUGGUUCUUUCCUUUUCAGGGGUCACACACAACACCUAAGGCUGGUUUGAGAGAAGCAUUCGAAGCGCCAUGUCCUCUCGAUCUAUAACUAUAGUGUCCUCUGGACGAAGCGCAGGGCCGGACUACAGCGGGAGGAGGAUGCACGCUCCGCGGCUCUCCUCACAGCCCAAACUCCCGCUGGAGGAGGAGGACAGGGAGUCUGGCAUCGGCUCCACCCUUGACCUCAGCAGCAGCAGCUCUGAGCGCUGCAGCCAACAUACCAAUCACCGCCUCAACAAACCUUCACUAAACCAGGCAGAGACAACCCCCAGAGAGAAAGACAGCUCUCCUCAAACCUCAGCAGUGAGCCCAAACAAGAUCAAGCUGCUUCUUAUCAGUCUGUCCAAGAUACCUCUUCUCUUCAUCCUCCUCUUCCUCUUCGUUUGCUCCUUGGACACCCUGAGCUCUGCCUUCCAGUUAGCAGGGGGUAAAGUGGCAGGGGAUAUUUUCCAGGACAACGCGGUGCUGUCAAACCCCGUGGCAGGCCUGGUGGUGGGCAUCUUGGUCACUGUGCUGGUUCAGAGCUCAUCCACCUCCACCUCCAUUGUAGUCAGUCUGGUGGCCUCCGGACUGUUGGAAGUGAGCUCGGCCGUUCCAGUCAUAAUGGGCACCAAUAUUGGGACUUCAGUCACAAACACCAUCGUGGCCAUGAUGCAAGCAGCGGAGAGAGCCGAGUUUCAGCGUGCCUUUGCCGGAGCGACGAUCCACGACUGCUUCAACUGGCUGUCGGUUCUGGUUCUGCUGCCUCUGGAGGUGGUGAGCGGGCUCAUGACCCGACUAUCCCACCUGCUGGUCUCCAGCUUAAAGCUCCAACCAGGAGAGGAAGCACCUGAGCUACUGAAAGUCAUCACUGAGCCAAUCACCAAACUCAUCAUACAGCUAGACAAGUGUGUGAUCACAGGGAUCGCCAUGGGAGAUGAGGACAUGAGGAACAGGAGCCUGGUGAAACGAUGGUGCCACAGCCAGACUGACCUGGCUAUGGUUGCUGGUAAUGGGAGCACUGAAAACUGUGGCCCCGCCCACGACUUGCUGUGGUCGUUGCGUGUCAAUUGUACACAUUUGUUUGCGUCUACGGAGCUGUCGGACCUCACGGUGGGCCUUAUUCUCCUGGCAGCAUCCCUGGCUGUCCUCUGCACAUGUCUGCUGCUUCUGGUCAAGCUGCUCAACUCCCUUCUGGAAGGCCAAGUAGCAAAGGUCAUCCAUAAAGUUAUUAACACAGACCUGCCAUAUCCGUUUGGGUGGCUCUCAGGAUACAUUGCCAUGCUUGUGGGUGCAGGGGUGACAUUUGUGGUCCAGAGUAGCUCUGUCUUUACUUCUGCCAUGACCCCACUGAUAGGUAUUGGAGUUAUCAGCCUGGAGCGGGCCUAUCCUCUCACCCUUGGGUCCAACAUCGGUACCACUGCCACAGCCCUACUGGCAGCUUUGGCCAGUCCUGGGAAGAAACUUGCAACUGCUAUACAGAUUGCUUUGUGUCACCUCUUCUUCAAUGUGUUUGGCAUUCUGCUGUGGUAUCCUCUUCCAUUCAUGCGCCUACCGAUAAGAAUGGCUGGUGUCCUGGGUGAGCGCACUGCCAAGUAUCGCUGGUUUGCAGUCUUGUACCUGCUGGUCUGCUUCUUGCUCCUUCCUUCGUUGGUGCUUGGCCUAUCAUUGGCCGGCUGGCGGGUGAUGGCCGGUGUUGGGGCUCCUUUCUUGGGUGUUACCAUCUUCAUUGCCAUGGUGAAUGUGAUGCAGGCGCGCAGCCCCCGUCAUCUUCCCGCCAAGCUCCAGAACUGGGACUUCCUGCCCAAGUGGAUGCGCUCUCUCAAACCGCUUGACCGCUUGAUCACCAAGACGACAGUCUGCUGCAGCUUCACAUGUGACGAGGGUCAAGGAGAAAAUGAAGAAGAAGAAGAGCACAUUGCAACUGAGACACCAUCUGUCAACACACAGAAAGAGUCUGCUGAGAGGAAGGCGCAGCUGGCUUAUAACAACCCAGUCCUGGAAUACCUGGAUGAGAGCAGGCCAGGUGUCCCAGUUUUUAAACUGAAAGGCUUGGAGAGGUGCCACAGCACUCCACUGUAGCUGGACAUAUCUAUGUUAUACUCCAUUUUGUCAAUAUUGUCAAAGGAGAAGGUUUUUGAUGAGUAAUUAUGUAAUUCUUUGGAUGUAAACCCAUUUCUGACUACUGAUUGACUGACAAUUUGAAAGGAUCUCUCAAAGCUUAGUGCAAGAACUUUAGUUCAAAAGACAUCAGCUGAAAACGAGCUCUGCGGACCAAACAGACCACUAAAACUCACAAUCCAUUAAGUAGCUGUUCUGGAGUUAUCCACUAUCCCACAUAAUGAUCAUUAAACACUCUUAAGUUUGUCAUGUUCUCAUGAAAACGUGGAUGUUCACAUUUCCAUUUUUACUGAGCCCUUCAAGGUCAUCUCCUUCAUGUUCAAGUGGACAAACUGGGCAAACUCUAUGUGCUAAUGAAUAUCAUGUUGCAUAAUCAAAAACUCCUACUACCAAACAGCAACACAGUGAACUUUGAGGUUAUUUUUCUGUCACUAAAACAUUAGAGGUACAGUGUGGUGGUGUAGUGCUGUGGCAAAAACUUGGUCCUCAUUUGGUUUGUGCACAUGCAUGAGCAAGCAUGUCAGAAGAUCAUAGGAUGUAUAUUAAAGAAGGAUGUAGCGUCUAACAAGUGACGCCAAGGCAGAAGUGACUUAAAUAUGCUUUUAUUUUUUUUUAUUUUGGCCAACAAGGAGCAUUUGUUAAAGAAGUCAGACUGCAUAAAAGUCUAUGAUGGACACAA